GCACGGUUCAGAGCCUCGCGCGGCGCUUUCACAACCCGUGUUCUUUGACAACUGCAUCACGGAGAAUGGCUCCUGUGUUAUCUGUGUAUUCUUUUACUUUGCGUAAAAAAAAUGUGACUGUCACUUCGUGGUGAAAAUCUAAGAUGUAGAAGUACAUUUGCUGUCGUGUCCAGUGGCCUAACAGUUUAGUGCCCUCAUUUCUUAGGCUACACUACCAUUUCGACUGAGUGGGUGUAAGAGGUGAAGGUGGAAACAUGACUCUAAUGGGUCUUUCUCUGUUUGUACACAGAAACUGGAAAAGGCGGACCACCCUGUUUAGGGCAGUGCCUUAGUCCCUGGGGAUAUACAGUGACAAGGAUUUCCUCAUCCCCACUUGAACAGCUGAUGUGCUUCAUGUUACAGCACUCUCGUCGACACGAAUAUGUCUACCACUUCACAGAAGCACCGGGACUUUGUUGCCGAACCAAUGGGUGACAAACCGGUAAAUGCCCUGUCAGGAAUAGGAGAGGUACUGGGAAAGAAACUUGAAGAUCAAGGCUUUGACAAAGCGUUUGUGGUGCUGGGCCAGUUCUUGCUGCUGAGAAAGGAUGUAGAGCUGUUUACAGAGUGGCUGAAGGACACGAGUGGGGCCAACUCCAGACAAGCUGCUUCCUGUUCCCAGUGCCUGAGGGAGUGGUGUGAUGCCUUCCUAUAGGGACAGGACCCCUGUACCAAGCUGAUCAUUAUUGUGGAAAACAAAUAUCGUACAAUGUACAAUGAUUAAGGUGGAUCAUUUAGAUGAUUAUUUAGAGUUGGCCUGUUUCAAGUCAUGACUGACAUGAAUGGUGUUUGACCUGACUAAUUGGUCCCAUAAUUCCAUUGUUUUUAUAAAAUUGUUGUUGAAUUAAAAGACUAAUAUUAAAGUGUUGAUGCU
Hypomesus transpacificus is the source of this 913-nucleotide messenger RNA. Its product is annotated as barrier-to-autointegration factor-like. Gene Ontology annotation, molecular function: DNA binding. Lineage: Eukaryota; Metazoa; Chordata; Actinopteri; Osmeriformes; Osmeridae. The coding region runs from base 422 to 694 and encodes 90 amino acids. The transcript has 3 exons. The record is from RefSeq and is a predicted model, not a curated record.